Molecule: messenger RNA, 2565 nt
Organism: Monoraphidium neglectum
Lineage: Eukaryota; Viridiplantae; Chlorophyta; Chlorophyceae; Sphaeropleales; Selenastraceae
Exons: 3
Coding region: 1-2565 (854 amino acids)
Biological process (GO): protein phosphorylation
Cellular component (GO): cytoplasm
Molecular function (GO): protein serine/threonine kinase activity; ATP binding
Source: RefSeq, a predicted model, not a curated record
AUGCGUGCGGCGCAGGGCACCAAGCUCGCAAUUGACGCAGAGCUGCUGCGAGCCGCCCACACCCAGCCUCAGGCGCCCCCUCCCGCCGGCAAGCGGUGCGAGGCGCCCGGCGCCGCAGACGCCGCAGGGGGCGGCGCACCGCCUGCCAAGCGCCACAGCAGCCACCAACGCGAAGGGCAGCCGCGGUGCGCGGGCCAGGCGCCGAAUCUGCCGUGUCUGCCACCGAUGGGAGCUGGCCCCUGCUGGACUUCAGGCGCGGCGUUCGCGGCAGGGGCAGUCCCAAUUGCGCAGGCUGGGGCGGUGCAUGCGCUUGGUGGUGGCGCUCGCGGCAGCAGCAGCAGCAGUGCCACAGGCGGCGGCAGCACGCAGGCAAGCGGCCUCGGCGGUGAGGCGCUGCCUUCCGGCCCCCAGCCGUCGUUGCCUGCCGUGGCCAACAGCCUGCAUGCAGCCCGCGCCGGCACGGGGCCUGCAGCACCGGUGCCACAGCCCCCGGCGUCCCCGCGCGCGGCGCCGCCCCGCAGCUCUGCGGGGUGUGACGCUGGCGACGGCUCGGCAGGCUGCCCGCACGUGACGCCGCACGCCGCCGCGCAGCAGGGCGUGCGUGCGGCGCCAGCGCUCGCUGCCCUGCUUCACCAAGCCUCUGCACGAGCCCCCGGCCCCAGCGCUCACACCAGCCCCGGCGUCUCCAGGCUGCUUCGCCCAGCCUGCGCUGAUGGGCUCGCAGCAGAGACAACUGAGCAGGGUCGCCCAGCGACAACGGCCACGCUGCACGCGGUGCUGUCGCAGCAGCAUGCCGCACCCCAAGACAUUGAGUCGGGCGCUGACCCGCAAGUGGCAGCAGCAGGGGCAGCGCCAUCAACGGUCGCAGUUGCGGCAGCACUCAAAGCCGCAGCUUUGGGGGCGGCUGCAGAAGCGGUGUCUGUGAGUGAUGAUCAACACCAGCAGCAACAGCAACAGCAGCCGCCGCUGCCGCAGCAGCAGGAGCAAGGGCAGCAGCCACAGCAGCUGCAGCAGCAGCAACAGCAGGAGCAACAGCAGCUGCAGCAGCAGCAGCAGCAGGAGGCACUCCUGGCGCCGGGCACACAGCUGUACCUGGCUGUCGAGCACCUCGCGGGUGGCAUUCGACCCGACCCACAGGGCGGCUUGACCCUGCUGGUGGGCAAGAAGCUGGGGAGCGGCAGCUAUGGGACUGUGAUUGAAGUUACCUUGCAGGGCGAAGCAGGCGCUGAUGGCAGUGCAAGCGCUGGGUUUGCCAUGGGUGGUUGGCCCCACAUGGGUGGCGCCUACGGGGCCGCGCCAGGCGCAUGCGACGCUCUGCAGGGCGGCGACGCGAUCGGCGAGGGCUGCGGUGGCGCCUUUCCCGGGGGCGUCAACUGCGGCGUAGGCAACGGCAGCGUGUUGGGCGGCCUCUGUCGUGGCCUGCAGGACUGCAGCGAUGUCGGCAGCGCCGGUCCUGUGCUGGAUGGCGGUGGGAAAGCCAUUGGCGGGCCGUUUGGCGGCGCCGGCUCUAGCUUCGGGGGAACGAGCUUCAGUAGCUUCACUUUUGGCGGCUUUGGUUGGGCAGCAGGGCCGCGCCGUUUCGCCCUCAAGGUGUCGCACGACCCCGAGGGAGGCCACGACCUGGAGGUCGAAUAUGCUGCGAUGACACGCUCAGCCACGUCCUGCCCCGGCGCCACCUGCGGCGGACCAGACCAGUACUUUUGCAUGGCCGACCACCACGUGCUGCGCGCUGAGGCGCUGGGCAUGGUGAGCGUCGGCGGCGGGCAGCUGCGGGCGCUGCUGAUGGAGUAUGCUCGGGACGGCAGCCUGCUGGACCUCAUUGACACGCGGCGGGCAGAGCAGCAGGAGCGGGUGGGGCGCGGCGAGGCCCCGGGCGAUCUGUUCAGCGACGACGAGAUCCGCCAGGUCGCGCGCCAGGUGGCGGUGGCGCUGCACCAGCUCCAUGUGCACGGGAGGUUCAUCCACAGGGACGUCAAGCCGGCAAACAUACUCCUGAAGAACAACGGCUCGGAUGGAGGGCCCCUGUUCAUCAGCUUGGGGGACAUGGGAAGCGCCUUCGACAUCAUCGCUUCGGCAGAGGGCGUGGCACACUCGCCAGCCGGCACCCCUGCCUAUGGCUGCACGGAGGGGCAGCAAGUGCUGCCUACCGGGCGGCACCUCAACAUGCGCUAUGACACGUCCAGGGACAGCCUGGCGCUGGCCCUGACGCUGCUGGAGCUGCUGACAGGCGCCACGGUCGCCGACACCAUCAAGGGAGCCGGCCAGGCCCCUGCAGCCUCCAACAUCCCAGCAAACCUCGUGCCCGACCGGCUGAGGGCGCCCCACCUGCCCCCGCUGCUGGACGACGACGCACUGCCCUACAAGGCGCUGCUGGCGGCGCGCGGCCAGCUCGGCCAGGACAUGCGCGGCCUGGUGGCCUCCUGCCUGGACAAGGAGGGGCGCAUGUCGGCGUCGCACAUGCUGUAUUGCCAAAAGCGCAGCCAGCGCAUCCGCACGGAGCCGCGCGGGCUUUUCCCCCUCCUCGAGGUCACCCGCUCGAAGGUGCGGCGCGGAUUUUUUGAUUGA